AUGCUCACUGGUUCCAGCCUAGAACCCUGGGUGUUCAUCUCCCACACUGGUAUCCGCGAAAACCUGUUUGAAGACAAGCCUCGAGGAGGAAGCACGAAGGUGGCAACCGAAAAGAAGUUGAAAAAGUCGCUGCAGUUGAUCAACUCCAGGCUCCAACUCACUAUGGAAAGUGGAACAUACACGCUGGGGUAUGAGCCGACUCUGAAAAUGAUCUUACAUGGCAAAACAGAACUAGUCACCCUCGCUAACAACUGCCCAGCCUUGAGGAAAUCUGAAAUUGACUACUACGCCACGUUGGCCAAAACUGGUGUCCAUCACGACAGUGGCAAUAACAUUGAAUUGGGCACAGCUCGUGGGAAAUACUACAGAGUAUGCACACUGGUCACCACUGACCCAGGCGAUUCUGGUAUCAUUAGAAUCCUGCCAGAACAGACUGGUGAAAAAAAGUAA
Messenger RNA from Odobenus rosmarus divergens (Pacific walrus), 450 nucleotides. Its product is annotated as 60S ribosomal protein L30-like. Lineage: Eukaryota; Metazoa; Chordata; Mammalia; Carnivora; Odobenidae. Bases 1 to 450 code for a protein of 149 amino acids. The transcript has 3 exons. The record is from RefSeq and is a predicted model, not a curated record.